This is a messenger RNA of Panthera uncia (snow leopard), 2824 nucleotides long. RefSeq names its product cell division cycle 25B (gene CDC25B). Lineage: Eukaryota; Metazoa; Chordata; Mammalia; Carnivora; Felidae. Gene Ontology annotation, cellular component: nucleus; cytoplasm. The record is from RefSeq and is a predicted model, not a curated record. The transcript is spliced from 16 exons. Gene Ontology annotation, molecular function: protein tyrosine phosphatase activity. Gene Ontology annotation, biological process: positive regulation of G2/M transition of mitotic cell cycle; protein dephosphorylation; G2/M transition of mitotic cell cycle. Bases 82 to 1806 code for a protein of 574 amino acids.
UCCCCACCUCGCCCCGGCCAGCUGUGCCCGGCGUCGCCCUGCGCCCGGCCCUCCGGCCAGCCUUCCGCGGGCCACGCCGCGAUGGAGCUGCCCCAGCCCGAGCCCGCGCCGGGCGUGGCUCUCAGUCCGGCCGGCGUGCGCGGUGGCGCCGAGCGUCCCAGCCACCUCCGGGGCCUCCGGCUGGGAGCUCAUGGCCUCGUGGGGUCCCCGGAGCGCGCGGCCGCUUCCUCGCCGGUCACCACACUCACCCAGACCAUGCACAACCUCGCCGGGCUGGGCAGUGAGACCCCAAAGAGUCAGGUAGGCGGCCUGCUCACACGCCUAUCCCUGUCCCGGAGACGAGCAUCUGAAUCUUCCCUGUCGUCUGAGUCCUCUGAAUCUUCUGAUGCAGGUCUUUGCAUGGAUUCUCCCAGCCCCAUGGACCCCCAGAUGGCAGAGCAGACGUUUGAACAGGCCAUCCAAGCAGCCAGCCGGGUCAUCCGAAACGAGCAGUUUGCCAUUCGACGCUUCCAGUCCUUACCGGUGAGGCUUCUGGGCCACAGCCCUGUGCUACGGAACAUCACCAACUCCCAAGCACCUGGCAGCUGGAGGAAGAGCGAGGCGUGUGGCCGAGCUGCCCGCAGCUCUGGGGAGGACAAAGAGAAUGAUGGAUUUGUUUUCAAGAUGCCAUGGAAACCCCCACAUCCCAGCCAUGCCCAUGCUUUGGAAGAGUGGGCUGACCGAAGAGAAGCCUUUGCCCAGAGACCAAGCUCAGCCCCCGAUCUGAUGUGUCUCACCCCUGAGCGGAAGAUGGAAAUAGAGGAGUGGAGUCCCCCGGCCCGAUCCCGCUUCCCCCUGACUGCCACCCAGGGGUCCUCUGAGGAAGAUGAUGGAUUUGUGGACAUCCUGGAGAGUGACUUAAAGGAUGACAAUGUGGUCCCCCCAGGCAUGGAGAGCCUCAUUAGCGCCCCACUGGUCAAGACCUCAGAAAAGGAGGAAGAGCAGGACCUCAUCAUAUACAGCAAGUGCCAGCGGCUCUUCCGUUCUCCGUCCAUGCCCUGCAGCGUGAUCCGACCCAUCCUCAAGAGGCUGGAGCGGCCCCACGACAGGGACCUGCCCAUACAGAACAAGCGGAGGAAGAGCGCCACCCCUCCAGAGGAGCAACGGGAGGCCGAGGAACCUAAAGCCCGUGUCCUCCGCUCAAAGUCCUUGUGUCAUGAUGAGAUUGAGACUAUCCUGGACAGUGACCACCGAGAACUGAUUGGGGAUUACUCCAAGGCCUUCCUUCUGCAGACUGUGGAUGGGAAGCACCAAGAUCUCAAGUACAUCUCACCAGAAACGAUGGCAGCCCUGUUGGCAGGCAAGUUCAGCAACAUUGUGGAGAGGUUCGUGAUUGUGGACUGCAGGUACCCCUACGAGUAUGAAGGCGGGCACAUUAAGACUGCCGUGAACUUGCCCCUGGAACGGGAUGCUGAGACCUUCCUGCUACAGAGCCCCAUCACACCCUGUAAUCUGGACAAGAGAAUCAUCCUCAUUUUCCACUGUGAAUUCUCAUCUGAACGCGGUCCCCGCAUGUGCCGUUUCAUCAGGGAGCGUGACAGAGCUGCCAACGACUAUCCCAGCCUCUACUAUCCUGAGAUGUAUAUCCUCAAGGGCGGCUAUAAGGAGUUCUUCCCACAGCACCCGACCUUCUGUGAGCCCCAGGACUACCGGCCCAUGAACCAUGAGGCCUUUAAGGAUGAGCUGAAGACCUUCCGUCUCAAGACACGCAGCUGGGCUGGGGAGAGGAGCCGGCGGGAGCUCUGUAGCCGCCUGCAGGACCAGUGAAGGCCAGCGCCAGUCCUGCCUACCUUCUCUUCCUCGUGGCCUGGGUGCCAGCCACCUAGGGCCCUGCAGGGCUGAGGGUCUGCUGCAGGCCCCAGGUGCCAUCCAGGGGAAGGGCAGUGAGGGUGUCCUGUCUGUCUGCCCCCAGCCCUGGUCCCCAUGUCUCCAUUCAAUCAUACUUCAGACCCUUGUCCCACCCCCACCCCAGCCCAGCCCCUGGAGGAGCCCAGCCUGUUGAUUUGGUGAAAUUGGAUUAUGUCGAGCUCUAAGGAAGUAUUUUGUGUCCAGCAGGGACCUUUUUGCUUUUUUUCCUUCCUUGUUUGAGUUAACCCUUUGUCUUCCCAUGUCCAGAAAAGACCCCCCUUUUCUCUAGGGGCUUUGUUUGUAUGUGGCCAGAGGAAAGCCACAGCCCCCCAGGAUGGGCCAAGGCAGAAUUCCUCCCUGUGAGGGGAGCUGGCACUGUGGCCGGGCCCUCUCUAGCACUCCUGGGUGUGUCUGCCGUGUUUUCUUUCUCUUUCUCUUUCCUGUCCCUCCACAUGAACACCUCCAGCACAAACAUAACCUCUUACUCUUUCCUGUUUCAGUGUUACCCGCACGCUUGAUUCAUUUGUCUGAUUUGUUGCCCAUCUCAGGAUAUUCACAGGCUGAGGAUUAGGCUCCCCUCUCCAGCUGGGGUUAGAGACUCUGAACAUUAAUUAGCCACUUGACCCUAGCUCCUCAGGGGCCCUUGGGCCAGGGCUAAGGCCUGCAUCCUGAGCCCCUGGAAGCCCAGACCUCACUGCUGUGAACCCCGGGGCCUGACUGGUCAGAAUUUGCUGCUGUCUUGUUGUGGAUGGACAGAUGGACGAAUGGACGGAUUAUGGAUGGAUGGAUGGAUGGAUGGAUGGAUGGAUAGCCAUGGAUGCCCAAUGCCUUGCACACACAAACUGCUGAGUUGAAGCAUUUCAGUGAGCAUGACAGCCUGCGGCAAGAAUAUAUAUGUGUCUGUCUGUGUGGACAAAGUCUUUACACUUUAAGGUUU